Messenger RNA from Myxozyma melibiosi, 3012 nucleotides. RefSeq lists its product as uncharacterized. Gene Ontology annotation, cellular component: telomerase holoenzyme complex. The coding region runs from base 1 to 3012 and encodes 1003 amino acids. Gene Ontology annotation, biological process: nuclear-transcribed mRNA catabolic process, nonsense-mediated decay. The record is from RefSeq and is a predicted model, not a curated record. Lineage: Eukaryota; Fungi; Ascomycota; Lipomycetes; Lipomycetales; Lipomycetaceae. The transcript has 3 exons. Gene Ontology annotation, molecular function: protein binding; telomeric repeat DNA binding; telomerase RNA binding.
AUGCAAAAGUCCCAGCCAGAAAGAGCUGUACGGGGAGUGCUCAUUCGCAACCAAAGCGGCCAGGCGGCCUCACAUCCAGCCAGCGGCGAGCCACUCGCGUUUUCUGGCGACACCAAUGCCACCACCAACGACCAGAAUGAACCCGACCACCACCCUUCCUCCUCCUCGACCCAGCCACGACAGAGCUCGCGUGGGUCUGGAGCCGGCCGUCAACGACGAUCGAGCAGACGCGGAGGUCAGCAGAGCAGUGCCGAGCACGGCAGCGCUGCUUUCGAAAAGGAUCCAGACUACGACCGCUCGCUGCCCUUGCAGAUCGUAUCCGAAGAACCGCGCGAGCACGAACUGACGCCGCGCUCGGGCGGGCUCGGGUCGAGCGGUAUGCUGUCCAGUGGCGAGCUCAAACCGCUCUCGGGCUCGAAACAGCUGUAUGAUCCUAAAACUGAUCCUAUUCCUGCAAAACCUGCCACUACCGCCGCUGCUGCUGCGAAGUCGGAUGAGCAAGGUGCGUGUGCUGCUGCCGGCACCGCGCGGCGGAGUAAUCGUGAGCGAAGUAGUCGCCGGAGCCGGCGCCGCGAGGAAGCAGACCUGCUGAGCAAGUCGAAUCCAAACACGCUCGACAGUCCUCGUCUCACUGGUGUCAAGAAGCUUUUUGAUCCCGAGACGGGCCUGGGAGAGUAUGAAAAGGAGUCUGCUUCCGCUCAGCGAGCCUCGUCGGCUAGUCGUCGCCGAGGACGGGAGCGACGCGGGAGGAAUACCGCGGGCGCGAGCACAGCGAAAGCGAUGUCUGCGGAGCCUGCGCGCAGGAUGAUCGAGCCGGUGCAGUCUCCGAUCAUGGCGCCGAGCACGCGCGAGCCCAAGAAAAUCAUGGUUUUGCAGAAUCCAAACUCGGCCGCGAAGCAGUCGCGGUAUCCAAAGAUAGCCUCCGAGCUGGACUACAAUCGCGAGACGCCGGAGGAGAUUGAGUUGAAAGUACGGCAUAUCUACAGUCAGAUAUUGUACCUCGAAAGGAAAUGCACGACGAUUGAUGGGAAUCUCGCGGUGCAUGUGAAGGAGAACGCGAGUGAGUUUGGGGAUAGUCUGUGGAGCGACGUUGUGCGGUUGCAUGAAGAGUUACUCGAGCAGUACGAUGACUUUAUGUUUGCCUGCCGUCUUGCUAAUGCGACGCCCGCGAUCCUCAAACUGCCAAAGAAGUACAACAUCCCCUCGCGCAUGUGGAAGAUCGGAGUAUCUGGCAUCCUCGAUCUGCUGCGCGGCUUCCUACCUUCCUCCUUCGACGUCCUCGUGUCGUUCAUCUACUACGCAUACACAAUCAUGACGCGGCUUUUCGAAUGCAUGCCCGAUGGGCGCACCACGUGGCUCGAGUUUCUGGGUGACCUCGCGCACUGCCGGAUGGCUAUCGAAACCGAUCCCGAGGCGCGGCAGAUAUGGCAGGAGCGCGCGUUUAUGUGGUAUACGAGGUGCUCGUAUUUAACGCCGGGGGUGGGUAGGUUGUACCAUCAUCUGGCGGCGACUUCGGAGCCGGAUGCUAUUCUCGAUCAGCUGUACUACUACGCCAAGAGUUUUAAUGCCGUGUCUCCAUUUUUCCCCGCCCGAGAAUCUCUACUGGCGCUUUGCGGCACCGCAUUCGACCACGAAGAACGCGCGUCCAAGCGCGCACAGGUGGAGUUCACACGCGCGCACGCGAUCCUAUUCACGCGCACGCAGCUGCAGGAUUUUCAAAAGACGGUCGCGGAUUUUCUGCGCGUGGUCAAUCGGCCUGCGGCGUGGGAGGUUGAUGGGAUAAAGUACGCGGUCGUUAAUAUCGGCGGGCUGUAUCAGUUGGGAUCAAAGACCGGGGCGCUGCGUCGGUUUAUCGAUUUCUCGCGGCUUGAGCAGCAGGAGGAAGAGGAGGAGGAUGAUGAUGAUGAGCAAAGAGGUGAGGGAUUGUACGGACCAGCUUUGAGUUCGUGCGAGUCGUCGACCGAGGACGUGCUCUCGUCGUUUGCGGAUUUGAGGAGUGCGGUGGAGGAAGUAGCCGAGUCCGAGUCAGGGUCAGAUAGCACUGUUGCGCACAGCUCGCCAUCGAUGAGCGCCGCGCCGCUCCCUCUCAAUCAAUCCCUCUCGUCGUCGCAGACGUCCUCCGUAUCCUCCUCUCCGCCGCCGAGAGCGCCGCAGAUGCGACUGGAGACGUAUCUGGCAAGCGACCUGUACAAGGCCGAGUCCGAAGCCCUCGGUCUCGCGAAAAGCCUCUCGUUCUCAACCCUCAAGCUCGCGCUCACGGUCGGCACGCCAGAGCACUACCCGCACAUCUUCGCCUGGCUCGUGUUUCUGUACUAUAUCAAGGACUACAAGCACGCGUGGGCCGAGUUGUUUUUCGCGCACGAGCAGACGGACGAUGAUUUGUUCCCGUGGCGCGAGCUGCUGCAUUUCUUGGACACGAUCACGUAUCUGGCGGACUGCAACCCGCUGUACUCGCACGAGACGUUUCCGAAUUCGACGCCGUUGAACUAUGAUUGGGCGUUUUACGGGCUCGAGUGGGCGCGGAAGUUUCCUUAUAAGCCGUGGACGGGGUAUUCAGAUUCAGAAGCGGAAUCGUCGCAAUCAGACGAAGAAGACAGUAAGCGCGAGAAGACAAGCAAGAAGAAGAAGAAGAAGAAGCGAGAGACGAGGAACGUGAAGCAGACGCGGCCGGGGUAUCUUGCGCGGAAAUUCUUUGGCGACGAUUUCGACUACGACGGCGCUGAGCUUGCGGUUUCGAGACACGAGGUCGGGCCGUGCAAGAUCGGGUAUGAGAAGGGAGAUAUCGCGAUUAAGAACGCGGCGGGCGUCGAUCGGAUUCUGUGGAUGGCGUUUAAUAUCGAGCGGGAAUCAUGCUGGUUCGACUACGACCCAUUCCAACGGCUUUUCAAACUAAGUCCGAAAUUCAGCGCGCGGCUGGAGAAGAGCGGGCGGAUGUCUGCGCACGAGGAUAUUGAUAUUCCCGGGACGCGAAAUACGUUUGCGAAAGAGCGGUGGGGGAAGGAGGAUAUAUAG